AUGCGUGCAAACUUGACACAACAAAAUGACGACCUAAGAGAAGAAAACCACAGGUUGCAGGAGCAAAGGGCACAAACCAGAUCUAGAAAUACACGUGCGAGUUCAAGGUCGAGAACAAGUAGGAGUACAUCCAGGAGAAGCAGAUCUGACGGUAAAGACAAUGAACGAGAAAAAUUUUUAGAUAACAACUUGGUGGAAAAUUUUCAGGUAGGUGAUAAUUUACAAGAGGAGCGCGAAUGCAAUAGCAUGGAAGAUAGAUAUGUGCAGGUGGAUGAGAAUGAACCUAGGCAAAGACGUCGCAGAGAAGGUAGACCGGGGGGAGAUGAAGAAUAUAACCGCAUGCAGGAUGAAUCAGAGCAAGUUAAUGACGCAGAACAAUCAAGGAUGAUACUUCAUGGGAGAGAAAUGCUUAGACAACAGAGAGAGAGGGAUAAUGCCGCACAGGAGCAUGCGAGGAAUGAGAGGGAAAGACGCAGAAGAAGAAGGGAAGAUGCAGAGCAACAAGAACUAGAAGAAGUUGUACGUCAAAGCAUACAGGAAAACAGAUUGAGGCAAGCACGAUUUAAAAGGCCUAUGCAGCAACAAGAGAACCCAUUCCCUAAUAAUAAAAUCAUGAGGGAAAUAACAGAACUAAGAGAGUCGAUGGAAAAAGGAAAAGAUGGAGGAAGAAGACAACUGGAGGAAGCUAUAGAGGAAGCAGCAAAGACGCCUUUCGCACGACAGAUACAAUUAAUAUUCAGGAUGAAGGGCGGAAUAUCCAUGGCAGAGCUGCACGAGUACCAGGAGGAGUACAUCGCUCUUGAGGAAAAACAAAUAGAUAUGGAGUCCUACCCAGUUGCCGUUGCGAAUGUGAAGGAAGGAAAUGCAAGCCUACUGCGAAGAAUAGCAAACACGAUUGCGAGAACUUCGCAAGGUGUGGCCUCUACAUAUCACCAAUGCAUUAAAUUUCCAUUACCUCAUGGAGUGGGAAUUAUCAGAGGUAAUACAGCAGAAGCGAAGACAUGCAAUGAUAUUGAUGUGGAAAAGAGUGAGGGACGUGCGAACAAAAGAAGAAAUUGGAAGAAGGAAAUAGAAGAAAGAAAGCGAGGCGAAAGAUUGAUGGUGGACUUUAUAACCAAAGAGGAAGAGGUGAAUAGUCAUUAUGAAGGAGAAACACCGUCAAAAGAUGAAAGUAUCUCAAUCACGAAGAAGAGUGAAGAAACAGACGAGACAUGUCAGAUUUCUAUGGAGGAGAUCGCACCUGCAAGCGAACAUGAACAUAGAAAGCGAACAAAUAGAGAAAAAUUUCAUCCAGGAAGCUUGGUUUUGAGAGAAUUACCACCCUACCAAAAACAAGGAGGUAAAAAGAGAAAGGAAACAUAG
This is a messenger RNA of Papaver somniferum (opium poppy), 1362 nucleotides long. RefSeq names its product trichohyalin-like. The record is from RefSeq and is a predicted model, not a curated record. Bases 1 to 1362 code for a protein of 453 amino acids. Lineage: Eukaryota; Viridiplantae; Streptophyta; Magnoliopsida; Ranunculales; Papaveraceae. The transcript has 3 exons.